This is a messenger RNA of Schistosoma intercalatum, 519 nucleotides long. NCBI's taxonomy places the organism in Eukaryota, Metazoa, Platyhelminthes, Trematoda, Strigeidida, Schistosomatidae. The record is from the annotation of a GenBank genome assembly.
AUGCUUGUUGGGUCUGUUGACGAAGUACCGAUUUCCGAAACCCCUUGUUUGGAUGAUUCAAAAGUUGCUCAUUACACAGAAGAGACUAUAAAACUACCGCCUGGCCUCGUUAAUCUUGGCAACACUUGUUAUAUGAAUGCAGCUGUGCACUUGCUUUUCUCGAUCCCGGAAUUGCGUUUAGCUUUGCAGAAAUGCCGUUUUCCCCAAACUUCACUGAAUUUGCCGAAUCUUGAUUCCCUAUGCGAAAGCUUGAAGUUUUUAUUCAAUUCCCUAAGCAAAACUGAAAAACCGGUUACUCCUCUGCUCUUCUUGACUUGUUUGCACAGUGUUUGUCCGCAGUUCGCCUCACGUGCAUCGUCUUCUGAUGCAAGUAAAUUCGCUCCAGGUGCUCUAUCUAUGAUUACUCAUGGCUUCGAACAACAAGAUGCUAGUGAAUGUUGGACAGAGCUAAUCAGAGCAUUACAAAGUAGCAAGAUUGAUUCUCAAGUUUAUGCGUCAACAGUGAAUUUUUUUGAUUGA